This is a messenger RNA of Epinephelus lanceolatus (giant grouper), 884 nucleotides long. RefSeq names its product crystallin, gamma MX (gene crygmx). The record is from RefSeq and is a predicted model, not a curated record. Gene Ontology annotation, biological process: lens development in camera-type eye; visual perception. Lineage: Eukaryota; Metazoa; Chordata; Actinopteri; Perciformes; Serranidae. Gene Ontology annotation, molecular function: structural constituent of eye lens.
UUAACACAGUUACAAUGGGCAAGAUUAUCUUCUACGAAGACAGGAACUUCCAGGGUCGUCACUACGAGUGCAGUAGUGACUGUCCUGAGAUGCAAAACCACUUCAGCCGCUGCAACUCGAUAAAGGUGGACAGCGGUUGUUGGGUUGCCUACGAGAAGCCCAAUUAUGGCGGCUACCAGUAUAUGCUGCACAAGGGCGAGUAUCCCGACUAUCAACGCUGGGCAGGCUUCAAUGACUGCAUCCGCUCCUGCCGUAUGGUGCCACCUUAUAACGGGAACUACAGGAUGAAGAUCUUUGAGCGCUCUGACUUUGGAGGCCAGAAUCUGGAGCUAAUGGAUGACUGCCCAGAUCUGCAUGAGCGUUUCCAUACCCGUGACAUCUCCUCCGUCAAUGUCAUGGAGGGCUACUGGAUGCUGCAUGAACACCCCAAUUACAGGGGACGUCAGUACUUCUUGCGUCCUGGAGAGUACAGGAGGCACAGCGAGUGGGGAAGCACCAGCCCCACCAUCGGAUCUCUGAGACGUGUCACUGAGGUCAACUGAUUCCCGGCAUCUUCUGUUUUUUUAACCCUUAUUGAGCCCCACUGUCAAACAUCCCACCCUCUUGUCCCCCCUAAUGCCAGCACUGUUUCAGUGUGGUCUCAACAUUGUGGUGUCCAAACCUGAAAUCAUACGGAGGGUUUUGGUGUGUUUGAUGUUGGGUUCUGGUUUUGUUGGGUUGCUUUGCAUUGUUGGGUAAAGUUCCUCCCCAACUCAAGAAAUGCUCAAUAAAUAGUGAUGAUCUUUUUUGCUUUGGUCGUCCCAGAGCAAAAUGGUUUGCCUCGCCAGGUCCCCAACCUCCUGUCCUACUGGAAUCACAAUAAAAGAAAACUUGAUGAAAGUCAA